UGAAAGCUGAAAGGCAAAUAGAAAAAGAUUUCGUGGGGAAGAAGCAACCGAACUCCAAAAUCCAUAAUCCGAAAUCCAGAGAAUUGGAAGCAGAAAGGUAUUGAAAAUUUUGAGUUUGGAGAGUUGAAUCAUCGACGAGAGGCAGUAAUGGAUGUGAUAAAGACGCAGCAAAUAUCGGCGAGACCGAUAGAGAAGGUAAUAGUGCACCCACUGGUUCUCCUGAGUAUCGUCGAUAACUACAACAGAGUCGCUAAGGAUACUCGCAAACGCGUUGUUGGUGUUUUGCUUGGUUCUUCUUUUAAAGGCGCCGUUGAUGUCACUAACAGCUAUGCAGUGCCAUUUGAAGAAGAUGAUAAGGACCCAAGCAUCUGGUUUCUUGACCACAAUUAUCACGAGUCUAUGUUUUCUAUGUUCAAAAGAAUAAAUGCCAAGGAGCAUGUGGUGGGUUGGUAUAGUACAGGUCCAAAACUGAGGGAAAAUGACCUGGAUAUUCAUGGACUUCUUAAUGAUUAUGUUCCAAAUCCUGUCUUGGUCAUAAUUGAUGUCCAACCAGUGGAGCUGGGAAUUCCCACAAAAGCUUACUGUGCAGUCGAAGAGGUGAAAGAGAAUGCCACCCAGAAAAGCCAGAAGGUAUUUGUGCAUGUGCCGUCAGAAAUUGCUGCUCAUGAAGUUGAGGAAAUUGGUGUGGAACACUUGCUAAGGGAUGUGAAGGACACCUCUAUUAGCACCCUCGCAACUGAGGUCUUGAUUUUGAAUGUGUCUGGGAAACUCACUGCUUUGAAAGGGUUGGAUGCUCGACUUAGAGAAAUACGCAGUUAUCUUGACCUUGUUAUUGAUGGAAAGCUACCACUAAACCAUGAGAUUUUGUACCAUUUACAGGAUGUAUUCAAUCUACUUCCAAACUUAAAUGUGGCUGAUUUAAUCAAGGCUUUUGCUGUGAAAACCAAUGAUAUGAUGUUAGUUGUCUAUCUUUCUUCCCUCAUCCGAAGUGUAAUUGCUCUCCACAAUUUGAUCAACAACAAGAUACUUAACAAAGAACAUGAGAAAGCAGAAGACUCAAAAUCUGUUGCUGUACCUGCUGCUGCUGGUAGCUAGAGAUAAAGAGAUUAUUGGCCUCAAUUUUCCAUGCGGUCACAUACCCUCUGGAGUUCUGACUAUGUGGCUGUCUUUGUCUUGAGUCCUUCUGGCCUUGGAGAAUCUUGGGUUUUUUUUUUUUUUUUUCAAGAAGAUGAGUGGGAGGAAUUGGUGGAUGGAUGUUUUAGUGUAAGCAUUCCUCUAAUUUGUGCUUCUUGUUGUGAUUGGUUGAAAUAUUUGUUCUUGCAAAUAUUUGCCAAAUGAUAUCUUAAUGGUAAGUUUAAAGCUCAUUCUUUGAC
Molecule: messenger RNA, 1373 nt
Organism: Manihot esculenta (cassava)
Lineage: Eukaryota; Viridiplantae; Streptophyta; Magnoliopsida; Malpighiales; Euphorbiaceae
Product: 26S proteasome non-ATPase regulatory subunit 7 homolog A
Exons: 10
Coding region: 148-1095 (315 amino acids)
Biological process (GO): proteasome-mediated ubiquitin-dependent protein catabolic process
Cellular component (GO): proteasome regulatory particle; proteasome complex
Molecular function (GO): protein binding; metallopeptidase activity
Source: RefSeq, a predicted model, not a curated record